Eruca vesicaria subsp. sativa (arugula) is the source of this 4428-nucleotide messenger RNA. NCBI's taxonomy places the organism in Eukaryota, Viridiplantae, Streptophyta, Magnoliopsida, Brassicales, Brassicaceae. The record is from the annotation of a GenBank genome assembly.
AUGAUGAAGAAGAAGAAACAAAGUAGAUCCCAAUCUUCUACCAGGGAACCAUCCCCAGAUUCUUCACCUUCACCUAGGCUCCUCUCCAUUUUCCGUUCUAAGUUGGUAAGUGGUAAAGACUUGAAGCAUAUGUUCAGAGGCAUGAAGACCAAAACCGCACCUGGACUAUCCUCUCAGUCUAGAAUCGUGAGAUGUCCCAAGUGCCACAAGCUUCUACAAGAACCUAUAGAUGCGACUAUUUACAAAUGCAGUGGAUGCAACUCGAUUCUUCAAGCAAAACGUUGGGAACUGGAAAGUAAUAGUGACUCUAUUCCAGAGGCUCUUCUUUAUUCUCAAAACCGUAGUUUAAGUACACAGUUAGAAUCUGCAGAAGGUGGCAGUCAAACUCCAAUGAGUAGUUACCGGAAGUACAACUCAAGGGCAUCCCCUUCUGUUGACAGGGGUUAUCAUUCAGAAACUGUUUACAAGCAUGAGACAUCUGAUAUUAGCAAAGAAUGGAUGAGAAGGGCUGAUGAGUUCAGUGUGACAGGUGACUCUGAUGCGUUUGCUUCAGCAAGAAGCUCUCCAUAUAACUCACGCAGCAAUGCUGCACCGGAAUGGACACAACAUGAGAGGAGACAUAAAGAGCCGCAUCAGGUUCCUUUUUAUCCAGCUAGUCCUUCCCCUUCUUCUGCAUAUGAGUAUGGCUACACUAGUCCCUUUCACGGCUCUCAAGCUUCUGCAUCGGAGCAGUCUUAUUAUCAUCAUCAACCAAACCAAUUCAAGCCAAAAGACAGAGAAGGCUGGUUUCAAGAAUCUCCUGCUGCUUCACCAAUUCGUUUCCCUGGUGAGACAUCUGAUAAAAAAUACUAUCCCUCGUCUUCUCAGUCUCAGGUUCAUGAUCCUCGGUAUCAUAAUCUCUAUGGACCCAUUAGCUCUGCAACCUCUCAUCGCUCUGUGUACUCUGAGCAUAGUUAUCAAGCAGAUACAACGCCCCUCCGUUCCCAAUACUCUGCGCAUCCCAAGAGUGGAACAAGCAAAGAGAAGAGCUCUCAGAGGGGGAAAAAGAAGCAUGUCAGAAAGAAGAAUCCGGUGGUGAAACGCUACGUUCUUCCUUCAGCGGGAGGAGCGCCUUUUGCAACUUGUUCCUAUUGCUUGGAACUUCUACAGCUUCCUCAGGUGUCUCUCCGUGGAAAACAUAAGAAGUAUCAAGUGAGAUGUGGCAGUUGUUCCGGUGUACUUAAGUUCUCUGUCCGAGAGAAGGCAGAUACUGUCCUCGGUUCACCUGGUUUUGCUGAGGAGACUGUUACUAAUCAUCAGGAUUCAGCUUCAGAAGGUCAUGAAGAGAUUAAUUCGGAUGGCUCCACUUCAGACAACGGCUCCGGGGAUAGAUCCUGCAAAAGCAACGAUGCUGUUAUCAUGAGGCGGAAUAUGGAAACGUUUGAGGAUAAUGAGAGUAAAGAAGACACAAGGAGCAUAUCAAACACAGUUUUAGAUUCGGAAACGGAGGCGUUGCAGCCUUCUAUGAACCACAAGUUAUGGGAACAACAACCUGCAUCAAGUGAGGGAAUCAGAGUUUCAAGAAACCAUCUAGAGCAAUCUGAGGAAGCUGAAAGAGUCAGUUGCGAUAUAGAGGAGGCUAGAUUAAACGAGAAGAAUGAAAAUCUUAAGCCAGAAGAUAUGUUUGGUGAGUCCUUAGAGGUUCAAGUAUACAAGAACGAAAGAAUGAGUGAUUCAAGUAUAGAAGCUGAGACAGUUUCAGAUAGCCCGGUAUCUCAUACUGGUCAAGCUGAAACACGUGUGCUAUCUGAGAAAACCGGAGACACUCAAGUGCUUAAUUGGGAGGAGACUCAAGACCAUGAAAGUGAAUGUAAAUGGGAAAAUAUUAUGGGAGACAAACCGGGUUUGAUUUUGGAGAAAUCUCGGUACAAUGGAGAUUCAAUCUGUGACAUCAGCUCAUGCAAUGGUGAAAUAUACGAGGAUACAGCAAUCAAGGAAGAUAUAAAGCACAUAGCAGCUGCACCACAGAACGAGAACCAGAGGUUUAUAGAACAUCCUGACCAGUCAGGUGAGGCUACAGUAACAACAUCCAAGAUCCAUGAGGAGCAGUCCAAGUAUGAGUAUGAGAACUUAAGCAAAAGACAAGAGUUGGAUAAGAACAUUAGUGACAGAGUCAGGUAUGAGUUAGAGGAGUCUAUAUACGAGACAAAUGAGGCUCUUGAUACUGGCAAAGUGAGCGAAGAUGGAUCUGUUGUUUCUCUCACAAAGGCGAGUGAAACAUUCAAAACAAGCAUAGAAGGCGAGGAGAGUUUCGCGUCUCAUCAAAUGGAUCCUCCAAACGAGAAUGGAGAAGAUUCCUAUGAUGAAAUACUUGAGUAUGCAGGUGAACGAACAUGGGCAGAGACUAUGGAAGAUAGAGCGGUGUUACAUUUGGAGGAAUAUGAAACCAACUAUGAGAACUACAGAAAACCAUUUGUAGGGACGAUAAACGAACCAGAAGAGGAUGCUGAUGGAAGAUUGGAAUCCAGUUCAAGGGGUUCCUUCAGUGACCAUGAAAGUUUAGAAGAGAGUGUUGUGUUUCAGGAAUCUCAAGAUGCUAAACCAGAUCAGUCCCAGUAUGAGUAUGAGAUACCAAGCAAAAAGGAAGAGUUAAGUAAUACCGUUUUUGACACAGAAAGGCAUGAGAUACAGGAGGAUAGAUACGAGUCAAACGAAACGCUUGAGCCAGCCAAUAUGGUCGGAAAUGGAUCUUUUGUUUCUCUUGAGAAGGCGAAUGAAACAAACAUAAGUGAGACAGGGGAAGAGAGGUCGGUAUCUCAUCAAAUGGCGCCUCAAAACGAGAAUCGAGAGGCAAUGGGAGAUGAAGCCGAGUUACAGUUGAAGGAAUAUCAUAGCAAGCCACAUGAAUGGACUUCAGAGAGAGCUCCAACAUUUCGUCUGCAUACGUACGAGGUAGGGACAAUGCUUGCAUCAGAAGAGGAUGCGAAUGGAAGAUCAUCCAGUUCAACGGACUCCACCAACGAAAAUGAAACUUCAGAAGAGAAAGCUGUGGUUCAUGAGGAGUCUUUGCGGGUGGAUGAGAACAAAAUAGAAGGGCUAAUAGUUAGUCUAAUGGUGGAAGAUGGACCAUCAUUGCACUUGGAGAAGUGCGGAAAUGAUUCAACAUUUGAAUGGACAGAAAGAGCUCCAACAAUUCAUUUGCAUGAGCUAGGGACAAUGCUUGAACCAGACGAGCAUGCCGAUGGAAGAUCAGAAUCCAGAUCAACUGGUUCCUUCAGUAACGAUGAAAGUUCAGAGUUGAGAGCUGUGCUCCACGAGGAGGAGGAGCAGCUAAUCAGCGAUAGCAGAACUGAAAAGCUACAGCUACACGAAAUGACAGAAGAUAGGGUAUCACUGGGCUUGGAGAAGGGUGAAAACAGAUCAAUAAAAUUGGAAGAGACAUUUGACUGGACUUCAGAAAGAGCUUUAACGUUUCGUCUACAUGAGUCUGAGUCUGAGCAAGGGACAAGGCAUGCUGAUGGACAAUCAGAAUCUAGUUCAAGAGUUUCCUCCUACGAAGAUAUAAUUUCAAAAGAAAGAGAGAUAAGCCAUGAGGAAGAGCCCAGGCUGGUGAUUGAUAGCAGAACCGAAGCGCAACAAGUAGACGAAAUGACAGAAGAUAUGGUAUCAUUAGACUUGGAGGGUGAAAAUGAAACAAGGAAACUGAAUGAGACAUUCAAGUGGACUUCAGAGAGAGCUUUAACAUUUCGUCACCGUGAGUAUGAGCUAGGGACAAUGCAUGAACUGGACGAAGAUGCAGAUGGACGAUCAGAAUCUAGCUUAAGAGGUUCCUUUAAUGAACAUGGAAUUUCAAUAGAAAGAGCUGUCCUCCACGAGGAUGAGUCUUGGCUGGUGGACGAUUAUGAAACCAAAGCGCUUAAAGCAGGCGUAAUGGCAGAAAACGAACCAUCACUGAACUUGGAGAAGUGUGAAAACGAAAAAGUGGUAUUGGACCAGACACUUGAACCAAGAGGUGAUAUAUUCAGGCUCAGUCUUGAUGACACUCAGACCUUUAAACAAGGUGACACUGAAGAAAACAUACCAGCAUCUGAAGGCCAUGAAUCCCCAAGUAAAAUGGCUGCAGAGGAUAUCUUGGGAGACCAUUUACAGCAUUUGCAGAUAGAGAAUGAGAAGUCAGGACUAAUCUCUGAACCAUAUUCUCAUUUCUAUAACACAACGGAUCCCUCUGAGAUUGUGGGGCUGCGUCUUGCGUUAUAUGAAACCCAAACUUCACCUCUACGGUCACCUCUCAGUUCACCAAUGCAUACUCCUAUGGGUUCCCCACUGCAUAUCCUGAUGCGUUCUCCAAUUGCUUCACCAAUGCAUUCCCACAUAGUUUCACCAAUGCGUUCUCCCAUCAACUCAUCUGGAUCACUCUCUGAUGUAUUGUUCUUCGGCAAGAAAGCUUGA